AUGAUGCAGUUAACAGGGUUUGCGGACCGCGUGGGGGCUGCCGUCGACGGACAAGACGGAGCUUCACUGGCGCAGAUGCUAAGCUUGACAGGAGGCUGUGCGGGUGUAGAUAUGCGCUUGCUGACGGCACAACAGGUAGCACAGACGUGCCACAACAAGCUGGCGCGGUUUGGUGUGUACGCCGAGGUGGCAGCAGGUAUCAUGCAGGCGCGCAAGCACCUGGACGCGCAGAGCUUUGCAGAUGCAUAUAAUGCACAGAUUAGUGCCGUCAUCAAGUUUAUGGAAGUUUUUAGGGAGGAGACAAAUUGGGUCAUGCCCUUCCUGCACGUGUUGUUUGUGGAUACGCGGCUACUUGCUGCAAGGGCGGAUCAAGAAGCCUCGGAGAAGGCUGGAGACGAGAUCCAUGACAGUCUACGCAGUGCAGAGCAGCACUUGAAGAAAGGUUUUGCCAUGGCGGCAAACGACCGAGCCCCGCCAGAGCACAACAAGAAAAUGGGCGCGCUCUUCAUUGUGAACCAGCUUUUCAAGAUCUACUUCAAGCUCAAUAUGAUUCACUUAUGCCGUAAUCUCAUCCGUGCCGUUGAAGGACCUGCAUUCCCAAAAUUUGAACUGUUUAACAAGAGUGACAAGGUUACGUACCAAUACUACGUGGGUCGUAUCUCUAUGUUUGAAGACCAAUACCAGAAGGCUGAAACGUGCCUUGACUACGCAUGGAAGCACUGCCACCGCGGCAAUGUGCGCAACAAGCGCAUGAUUCUACAGUUCCUUGUGCCGGUGAAGUUGCUGUUAGGCGUGAUGCCUUCGCCUAAGCUGCUGUCUGAUUUCUCACUGGAAGAGUACACCGGUCUUACGGACGCCAUCCGUGGUGGCAAUCUGCACCUUUUUACGGAAUAUCUAGCCCAGUAUCAAGACAAGUUCAUCCAGCAGGGCGUGUAUUUAUUGAUCGAGAAACUCCGCCUAUUGGUGUUGCGAAACCUGUUCAAGAAAGUGUACGUCCUCUGCGAGUUAAUCUUCUUUGAACAAAAUCACCAACUCCAGAUGCAAGACUUUCAGUUGGCGCUCCAUGUUGCCACGGGAAACUCCAUGGACACGGAUGAAAUUGAAUGUGUCCUUACGAACCUCAUUUUCAAAGGCUAUAUCAAGGGAUAUAUGUCGCACACGAAGAAGAUCCUCGUUGUCAGCAAGACGCAGCCCUUUCCUCCAAUUGUAAGUGUGUCAAGUUAG
This is a messenger RNA of Peronospora farinosa, 1224 nucleotides long. The record is from the annotation of a GenBank genome assembly. NCBI's taxonomy places the organism in Eukaryota, Oomycota, Peronosporomycetes, Peronosporales, Peronosporaceae.